Messenger RNA from Phodopus roborovskii (desert hamster), 534 nucleotides. RefSeq names its product delta-actitoxin-Amc1a-like. The transcript has a single exon. The record is from RefSeq and is a predicted model, not a curated record. The coding region runs from base 1 to 534 and encodes 177 amino acids. NCBI's taxonomy places the organism in Eukaryota, Metazoa, Chordata, Mammalia, Rodentia, Cricetidae.
AUGCCCGUCCUGUGUCUACAGUACACUGCACAGAAUGCCCGCCCUGUGUCUACAGUACACUGUACAGAAUGCCCGUCCUGUGUCUACAGUACACUGCACAGAAUGCCCGUCCUGUGUCUAGAGUACACUGUACAGAAUGCCCGUCCUGUGUCUAGAGUACACUGUACAGAAUGCCCGUCCUGUGUCUACAGUACACUGCACAGAAUGCCCGCCCUGUGUCUACAGUACACUGCUCAGAAUGCCCGUCCUGUCCUGUGUCUAGAGUACACUGUACAGAAUGCCCGUCCUGUGUCUAGAGUACACUGUACAGAAUGCCCAUCCUGUGUCUACAGUACACUGCACAGAAUGCCCGUCCUGUGUCUAGAGUACACUGUACAGAAUGCCCAUCCUGUGUCUACAGUACACUGUACAGAAUGCCCGUCCUGUGUCUACAGUACACUGCACAGAAUGCCCGUCCUGUGUCUAGAGUACACUGUACAGAAUGCCCGCCCUGUGUCUACAGUACACUGUACAGAAUGCUCAUCCUGUGUCUAG